Molecule: messenger RNA, 489 nt
Organism: Podospora pseudocomata
Lineage: Eukaryota; Fungi; Ascomycota; Sordariomycetes; Sordariales; Podosporaceae
Exons: 1
Coding region: 1-489 (162 amino acids)
Source: RefSeq, a predicted model, not a curated record
AUGUCCCCACCCAAAGCAUCAACAACCAUCCCCCUCCCCCUCCGCCUCGUCCUCCUCCUCCUGGAACCCCUCGGCGCCCUAAACGGCGCCUACCUAACCCUCUUCACCCCCUCCUCCUACCACAGCGCCAUCGCCCGCCCCCAUCCCCCCUCAUGGUCCCCGCCCUUCUCCCCCCAGAAUCAAUACCUCUACACUCAGUUGGCAGGCGCAUGGCUGGUGUUUGCCUUCAACGAAUCAGUCAUUCUAUGGCUCUACGAUGAUCUGAAGUUGUGGAAGCUCAUGUGCUGGGGGAUGUUAAUCAGUGAUCUUGUCUAUCACAUCUCUGCCGUGCAGGCUGUCGGGGGAUGGGAGAGGUUUUUGGGGUUGGGGGGUUGGAAUCUGUUUGAUUGGGCUGUUGCUGUUUCUGCUGCUGGGCCGGCGGUGGUGAGGGUUUGGAUUUGUUUGUUUGCGGGUGAGAAGGGAGGGAGAGAGAAGGGGAAGGGGGAGUAA